AUGUGUGAUCGCAUGGGUGUUAUUAAACAAUUACAGAACGUUAUGUCAGCCAUUGGUGGUGGUUGCGGUGGUAGCCCUCCGCCGUGCUGUCAGCCGUGCUGUACACCGUGCUGCGGUCGCGAUGCCGUGUUGGCUGUGGGCCAGCCUCCUCGUCCAAUAGCAGCGUUCGAUAAGGCUACCAUAGCGAUAGGCCAACAUGGACCAGGAUGCUUUAAUAUAAGCUGA
Molecule: messenger RNA, 225 nt
Organism: Diatraea saccharalis (sugarcane borer)
Lineage: Eukaryota; Metazoa; Arthropoda; Insecta; Lepidoptera; Crambidae
Source: the annotation of a GenBank genome assembly